CCGGCAGCAAGAUGGUGUGUUCGACGUCAAUGACGUAUCUUUAUUCCAUGCAAAUUGUAAUAAGAACGCAAAAUCCCGCGAGAGUGAAGAAUAAUAUCUGUAAAUAGGAAAAUGUAAUGCUGCAUCUGUAGAAGAUAAGAAAGAAAUUCAAUGAAGCGAGCUGAAUCUAAAACUAACAACUAUCAUUAACCGAGAAGAUGAUCUUCGCUUCCUUGUUUAAUCAACGACAAUCUACCGAGGAAAUCGACAAUUGAAUUCCAGAUCGUAGGAAAAAGAGAAAUAAUAAACAGGAAAAUUCCCUACGCGUCUGCUUCAAGAUGAACGUCGAGGAGAAGAGACUCGCGACUUUUCGCGAAUGGCCAUCGAACGCCGCGAUCGGCGCGUCCUGUCUCGCGAAGGCGGGAUUUUAUUAUACCGGAAACUACCUAGAGGUACAGUGUUUCUUGUGCGGCACGAUGAUAUCGGACUGGAAUUAUGGUGAUCAAGCGAUGGCUCGUCAUCGGCGAAAAGCGCCCAAUUGUCCCUUCGUCGUCGAUCCAGCCGGGACUUGCAAUGUCCCGAUGAUCCCGACGACAGCUGGCAUCACUUCGGAAUCGACUACAUCAUCGUCGAACACGCGACGAUCCGAGGACAGCAUCGAGGACCCGGAACAGCUGCAGCAGAGGUCGUCCAAUGUUGUAGGAAAAUACGAAACUGUUUCACAGAGGCUGCAGACGUUUGACAGUUGGCCAUUAACUUCUAUCAUCCGUCCGGAACAGCUGGCUUUAGCGGGAUUUUACUAUCUUCAGUAUAAAGAUUUGGUGGAAUGCGCAUUUUGCAAAGGUAUUCUAAUGAAUUGGAAAGUUGGCGACGAUCCAGAGCAUGCCCAUAAAUUAAAUUUUCCAAAUUGUGAUUUCUAUAUGAGAGAAACAAAAGAUGAUACAUUUGGAUUGGUCAGAGUCUUAUCUGGUACUAGUGCAGAUUUAACAGAAUUAGGAAUACAAAUGCACACAGUGUCUAAAUCACAAUAUACAACAUAUGAAAAAAGACUGCAAACUUUUCAUAAUUGGCCAAAAAAUCUUAAGCAAACUCCAGAGAUGUUAGCUACUGCUGGAUUCUAUUAUCAAGGAUAUGAUGACCAAGUCAGAUGCUUCCAUUGUGAUGGAGGAUUACAUGGUUGGCAACCAAUGGAUGAUGUAUGGAUUGAGCAUGCAUAUUGGUUUCCAAAAUGUGGCUUUGUACUUCUUAUGCGUGGUCAUAAAUUUGUCAAGCAUAGCAUAGAUAUAAGAGGAUCUUUAAAUCUUUCGAUUUUUGCUGAUGUACCAGGAGAAAACAGUAAUACCAUUGAAACUUCUGUUGCAUCUCCUUCCAUGAUACAAUUUAGGGAAGCAAUAACAAAUACAGCAAUAUCUUUAGCAGAUGUCACUGAAGAGACUUUAGUUUCCAGUCCCUCGAUUUCACAACCUAACGAAUCUUACGAACCAAUAACAGAUACCGUGGCAUCAGGUGUCAUAGAUACUACAGUUACUUCCAGUCCCUCAGUUUUACAAUCUAGCGAGUUAAUAACAGAUGUAGUAAUACCUAUGGCAGGUGUCACAGAUACUACAGUUACUUCCGUUCCCACAAUUUUACAAUCUAAUAAGUCAAUAACAGAUGUAACAGUCAAGAGGCUAUUAGAUACUGCUCCGGCUAAGGCUGCUCUUGAAAUGGGACUACAUGUGGAUAGAGUAACGAAAGCUCUGAAAAGAAGAAUGGAAGAAGUUGGCAAACCCUAUGUAAAUGUUACACAGCUUGUAGAAGCUGUUUUACACAAUCAACUUAUGGAAGAUCAUACAAGAUUUGAUAAUAGUACUUCUACCUUGUCACCUUUAGAAUUGAAAACUUUAUUUAAUCAAGUUAUACAAUCAGCUAACAAUUCUACAAGCAAAAAAACCAUGCAAGAAUCUGACACAGUUGAAAACAAAUAUAAUAAAAAGGAAACUGAUAAUGAAUCAGAUGAUAUUAUGUCUUUGCGAGAGGAGAAUAGAAAAUUGAAAGAGGCUCGUCUAUGCAAGAUUUGUAUGGAUAAUGAACUAGCUAUAGUAUUUUUACCCUGUGGCCAUUUAGCGACAUGCGAUAAUUGUAUACCGACUUUAACAACUUGUCCAUUGUGUAGAUUAAAAAUUCGCGCUUAUGUUCGUAUCUUCUUAUCUUAAUACAAAAUGUAAAAUUUAAAAAAUUUUUUAAAAUAACAAAUGUUGAAUGAGAGCAUCAACUAGAAAAUUGAUGUUGCUAUUUAUUCGAAUAUUUGACGCUAUA
Molecule: messenger RNA, 2277 nt
Organism: Camponotus floridanus (Florida carpenter ant)
Lineage: Eukaryota; Metazoa; Arthropoda; Insecta; Hymenoptera; Formicidae
Gene: Diap2
Product: death-associated inhibitor of apoptosis 2
Exons: 9
Coding region: 318-2174 (618 amino acids)
Biological process (GO): regulation of cell cycle; positive regulation of protein ubiquitination; negative regulation of apoptotic process
Cellular component (GO): nucleus; cytoplasm
Molecular function (GO): cysteine-type endopeptidase inhibitor activity involved in apoptotic process; ubiquitin protein ligase activity
Source: RefSeq, a predicted model, not a curated record